Molecule: messenger RNA, 1375 nt
Organism: Radiomyces spectabilis
Lineage: Eukaryota; Fungi; Mucoromycota; Mucoromycetes; Mucorales; Radiomycetaceae
Product: rab-GTPase-TBC domain-containing protein
Exons: 8
Coding region: 120-1070 (316 amino acids)
Biological process (GO): activation of GTPase activity
Molecular function (GO): GTPase activator activity
Source: RefSeq, a predicted model, not a curated record
UAUUUUUUUUUUGGUCAAAUGGGUUUGGCUUUAACUGACCUUUCUCCUCUGUCGUUCGCAUUCCCUUUUUUAUUCCAUCUUAGUUUUCAGUCCAACUGUCUACUUGUUUUGUUGUUUCCAUGAUCCAACUCUCAAGUCAUUCUACAGCCCUCGGCAGAGCUCAGUCACAAAAGGACGAAAUAUCACGAACUAUGUCGGAUCAAGACGAACUACUCUCCAAUCUAAAUGACUUUAACGAGAUCCUUCAAUCCGAAGUCUACGUCGACCUCGAUCGUUUGCGAAUAUUGGCUCGUCACGGUAUACCCGAUCAGCUCCGUGGGGAAGUUUGGAAGUACUUACUAGGCGUUCAAGAAGCUGAUCGUUCCAAAGAACUCAGUCGAUCCAAAGCACGAAGUGAAGAAUACGAACAAAUUGAUAAAGUCGAUCCCGAAGUGGCCAAACGAAUCCGAAGUGAAGUGACCCGAUAUCAACGUCGAGUCCGGCAAUUGGAAGGAAAAGUUUAUGCUGCGGCAUUUGAGAACGUCAUUCUUGCCUAUCUCAACACCAACCGUGAUGUGGAAUAUAACCCUGCCUUGAUUUCUUUGUGUGCACCUUUCAUCUAUGUUCUCGAUAAAGAAUGCGACGCCUUCUUCUGCUUUGAACGCAUGAUGCAAGCCAUCGAGGAAUUUUAUACCACCAAUACCAUAAAAGAACGAGUCGCAAACUUUAUGACCCUGUUUCGAUAUGUAUUGCCUGAACUUUGCAGUUAUUUCGAAGAUGAAGAAGUCGAUUUAAAUGAAUGGGUCACAUCAUGGUUACAAAAUUUACUUGCCAAGGAAAUGCGAUUUGAUGAUUUACUUCGAUUAUGGGAUUCUUAUUUCGCCAUGAUGGAUCCCUUAAAUUUCCAUCCGUUUGUGUGCUUAUCUAUAUUGCGCAACGCCAAGGAGAAUUUGGAAGAUCUUGAACAAUCAGAAAUCCGGACGGUGUUGCUUCGACUUCCCAACUUGAACAUGCGCAUGGUUAUCACCGAAGCAUAUAAUUUGCGGCAUGAAACUCUCGAACGACAAAUGUCUGAAGAUGGAGACUUGUGAAAAAAAAAAAACACUUGUCCCUCCUCCCCCCGAAUUCCCUGGGAAGCCAGAGAAAUCAAUCAUUGUUAACAUUGCAUUCUAUCGUUUAUCCUCUUUUUUUAUUAUUAUUAGCCCUCAUUAUUUUCUUCUGAUCCAAUCCAACAUUGAUUUGACCCUGGAUUGACCUUUUUCAUUCUGAUUGAAUGGAUCGGCUGUUAUAUUUAGCAUGCAUGUGACAGCCACCGAUAACACUGAGCAUGCCACGGAAUAUGAUUUGAUCCGAUCAGUGCGGCCAUGAUCAGAAGAUAAAAAAAAAAAAAAAAAAA